Messenger RNA from Lodderomyces orthopsilosis Co 90-125, 1857 nucleotides. It is a transcript of the gene MEX67, whose product is annotated as Mex67p. The transcript has a single exon. The record is from RefSeq and is a predicted model, not a curated record. NCBI's taxonomy places the organism in Eukaryota, Fungi, Ascomycota, Pichiomycetes, Serinales, Debaryomycetaceae. Gene Ontology annotation, molecular function: protein binding; RNA binding. Bases 1 to 1857 code for a protein of 618 amino acids. Gene Ontology annotation, biological process: poly(A)+ mRNA export from nucleus. Gene Ontology annotation, cellular component: nucleus.
AUGAGUUAUCGAGGACGAGGUAGAGGAGGUGGGUAUAAUAACAAUUUCCAGAACAGAGGAAACUUCGGGAAUCAGCAACAAAAUGUCGAUGCCUUUGUAGCAGCAAAUGCUUAUCCAAUUGAAAUAGUGGGUUGGAAUGGUGCCAGCCUGAGUGAUUGCAUUAGUUUUAUUUCUAGAAAAUGCAGAAUUGUUGUCAGUAAUUAUAGCGUUGAUCACAACACUGGGGUUUUAAAAGGCUACGUCAGAAAUGAGUCUCAAGCAAACGAAUUACUUAAUUGGUCCGGAGUAAAAUUUGCUGGACAGUCAUUGAGAUUUUCAAAAGGUCCUUCGACAAUAUCCAACCAGAUGGGAGGCUCCGCUCCAGGAGCAGGAAGUACGAUUGAAACAAUAACCAACUUUUUAAAAGGUCGAUAUCAGCCUGAAAUUAAAAUGUUGAAUUUAAGCGGUGUCAAGCAAGAUGCAACUCUCAAUGCCCAGGGUUUCUUUGCAUCAGUUUCAGUAACAUCAAAGUUCUUUCCUGCAUUAAUGAAAAUAGCUAGUGAUUUGAAAAUUGACGUUGAAAGUGUCGAUUUAUCCAACAACGAACUUAAUGAUUUGCAAGCAAUUUCCUCCAUGACGCAAACGUUUCCAAAGUUGAAGAAUUUGUCGCUUCAAAACAACAACUUAUCCAGAACAAAGGUCUUUGAAACUUGGAAACACAAACUCAACUUUUUGAGGGAGUUGAUCUUGUUCAAUAAUCCUAUCGUUCAAACCACUAACCCAGCAGAAAUUCAAGAUAUCAAGUUGGAAUUAAUGAGAUGCUUUCCAAGAUUGGUAAUAUUGAAUGGUGAGUUAUUGAGAAAUGAACAGGUAUUAGAAGCUAGCUCUACAUCACCAUUUGGCUCCCAAGCGAUGUUUUUCCAGGAUGAAGACACCAAGAAUAUAGCCACAAAUUUCGUUGCAAACUAUUUGAACUUAUGGGAUACAAAUAGAUCUAACUUAAUGGUACUUUAUCAAAACGAAUCACAGUUUUCUAUGCAGUUGGACACUACGCAUCCUCAUUUAAUCGAAGAUGUGAAUAGUAGUUCGAACAUUGAUUUUGGAAAUUACAUGCCUAAUUCAAGGAAUCUUACUCGAAUUUCAUCUGGCAAGGCUAGGAUGAGUAAAUUAACAACUGGAGCAGAGCAAAUCUAUAAAAGUUUUCAACAGCUACCUAAGACCAAGCACAAUCUAGUGGAAAAUCCCAGCUCAUUUAGCAUGGAGUGUUACAAAUAUGCCCCACUCAAUGGAAUUGUCAUCACCGUACAUGGGUCAUUUGAAGAAACUGCACAGCCUGAAAUUUCCGACAACAGCGCUUCGCUGGGCUCUCGAGGGGGAAGAUUUCACUCUCAGAGUCGAAGCAAGAAGCCUAAUUUGAGUAAAAAGAGCUUUGACAGAACGUUCAUUGUCUUGCCGGGUCCAAAUGGAAGUAUGGUAGUUGCAAGUGAUCUUUUACUCAUCCGACCAUUCACCAGUGAAACUCCUUGGUCCAGCCCAACUUCACCUCUUCAACCAAGCUCGCAACCACAAUUAAUGGCGGCAAGUGUUCCAGGUCAGCAACCGCCGAAUGGAUUACCAGGAGCAACCUCAUUGACUGCACCAGCACCAGCACCAUCUGUACCAUCUACACCUGUACCAUCUAUGGUGGAGUUACCUCCGGAGAUUAAGUCGAAUCUUCAAGUCCCACAACAGGAAUUGUUAGUGAAGAUAAUAGUAGAGACGAAGCUUAAUCUACAAUACGCAGUGAUGCUUUGUGAACAAAGCCAAUGGGAUUACAACCAAAGCAUGGUGAAUUUCAAAAAUUCUGCUUCAUCGUUGCCACGAGACGCAUUUAUAUAG